AUGACCCGCUUUACCAAAGUCGCAAUCAGCAUACCUGACCUCCACCCCGAAGUCCACCUACACGCAAUCAAAAGCAGACUUCGACCUGGAAAAUUCCAUGAGACAAUCACAGUAGCCAAGCCGAGGACCCUUGCAGAGUUUCGCGAGAAAGCAAAAGGCCAAAUUGAUAUCGAAGAGCUCAGACAAGCUCGGAAAACUGAGAAGUCAAACUACCGAGAAGACGAUAAGAGCUUAAGCACUAAGAAAAAUUUUAAAUUAACCCCUCGCUUUGAUUCUUAUACGCAGUUCAAUACUAAGAGAGAGGACAUAAUCAAAGAGAUCUUGAAUUCGAAGCUGAUCAAGCCACCAAGAAAGGCCGGCACCUAUCAAGACACAAAGAAUAUGGACAAGUCUAAAUAUUGCGCUUUCCACCAGAAACACGGUCACAACACCGACAAUUGUGUGGUGGCCAAAGACCUUCUGGAACGCCUAGCCAGGCAAGGACACCUCGACAAGUACAUUGGAGGUCACAUACAAAGGCGCAUCACAGCUUCCACAACAAACGAUUCCUCCGAACAACAAAACCAAGGAAAAGACAAGACACCUUCAAGCCAAUACGAAAAACCACAAGGUAUAAUCAAUUUCAUUUCAGGAGGGUACGCAGGUGGAGGAUCCUCAAAUUCGGCAAGAAAAAGAUCGUUCCGAGCAAUAUGCUCGGUGAACGGGCCACAACAAGAGGCCGAAAUGACAAAUCAACAACCACAAGUAACUUUUACACGCGCUGACUUCAAUUCCAGCAUACAAAACUUGGACGAUCCUGUUGUAGUCACUCUUCAACUAGGGGAUUUGUUGGUAAGGAAAGUACUCUUAGACCCCGGAAGCAGCACCGACGUUUUAUUCUAUUCCACAUUCCAAAAAAUGAAGCUCAGCGACAACAUGCUGCAGUCAACAGAAGGAGACUUGGUUGGAUUCUCAGGAGAGCGAGUUCCAAUACUGGGUUCAGUGUGGUUGCAAACCAAACUGGGUGAGCAUCCUCUUUCAAAAACAUAUGAUAUUCAAUAUUUAGUGGUCGAUUGUUUUAGUCCAUAUAAUCUUAUACUUGGCCGACCUUUUCUAAACAAGUUCGGCGCAGUUGUUUCUACAGUUCAUCUGUGUGUUAAGUUUCCCCUGCAAGACGAUCAAGUUGUAACAAUCCAUGGAGAUUAUAAAGAAGCACGGUAUAAUCAAAUCCUCAUGCACCCCUCCGAUCAAAGUAAAACGGCAUUUAUUACUGAUUUCGGUAACUAUUGUUAUAAAGUUAUGCCAUUUGGAUUAAAGAACGCAGGUGCAAGUUACCAACGUCUUAUGGACAAAGUCUUCGCCAAACAAAUUGGCACAAAUAUCGAAGUCUAUGUCGAUGAUAUGGUCACCAAGACAUAG
Molecule: messenger RNA, 1398 nt
Organism: Arachis duranensis
Lineage: Eukaryota; Viridiplantae; Streptophyta; Magnoliopsida; Fabales; Fabaceae
Exons: 2
Coding region: 1-1398 (465 amino acids)
Source: RefSeq, a predicted model, not a curated record